CCUCGGUUAGACCUGCCUUGGGAGGCGGAGGUAGAGCACCCAUUUUUGGCACGAGGACUGGGGGUGGGGAUUAAGAGGAGGUGCCUCUCAGGGUAAGUGGGGGGAGAGAUGGUUGGGUGCAGCAGCUGCUGCCCUGGAGCAAAGCCCCGGUAAUGGCCGUGAGGCGACUCCACCCCCGCGGGGUGGGCUCUUUUGCUGCAGACAUCGCUCCUGCAAUACCAGCACCCGCAAGCAGACGACGGGCUCCUGCCGCUGCUCGCCUUACCCGGCUCGGGAGCGAGGGGGCAGGUAUCUUUCGACUGCCCUCUAGAGUUUUGGAGCGUACACUAAAGUGACAUAUUUUACUCUGAUUUAAAUUAUUUCUGUCCAAACUCUGAAUCCCCCCAACCUUACCUGACCUAUUUGGCGAGGAGGCAGCAGGGAGAAGACUUCAAAUAACCCACUUUUUAGCAAAGUGUGGUUUAAUAACUGUCUUCUCUGUGUUUGGAUCAUACAGUUCUUUCUCUUUUCCAAAUGGAUUUGCUUGAGACUGGAGGUGGGAAGUUCAAACCACUGUUCGUUGUUAUUUUUUCAAGUGUUUUUGUAGUGGUUCAUAGUUAAAGGCAGCUAUCUGUCUGGCUCCAUUUCCCUUGAAACCUUUGAGGUUGUUUGAGAAUCCUGUGGGCUGUUGCGUGUUCAGUUGUGUCUCAUCAGAUUUUCCAAGAUGUAUGCAGUUGCUUUCUUGGACCAAAAUCAUGAUGCUUAUUUUCAGUAAAACAUUCCCAGCGUGUUUAGAGAAGUGAGCAAAGUUCCCAGGACUGAAAAGGCAUUGGAGAACCUUCUUAACUUGACAAUUGCUGGAUGUUCUUGAAUGUUUUUUCUGGAAGGCCAGAAGGUAGCUGAAAAUUGACGCUGUCUGAACCUACGUCUGGUUUAUAAGGGCUUACCACAAUGGCAACUGGUCUAGCCAAUGUAGGAAGCUCUUUUGGAGGUCCGUCUAAUUCUCUGGUUUCUAGAUCUAAGUUCCAGAGUACCUCCAUAGAAGAUGAUGAUGAUGUUGUAUUUGUUGAACCUGUACAGCCUCCACAAAUCUCUACACCAUUAAUAACAGACCACAGAAAUGUUUUUAAUUCAUCCAGUAAUGAAGAGCAACAUGGAAAUGACCCUAAAAUAUCAGGUCCGUCAAAAGACAUGAGCUCUCAAAAGGGAAGUAUAACUGAGACUAUUAUUAUUGAUGAUGAAGAAGACAUUGAAACAAAUCAGGGACAAGAGAGAAAUGAUUCCAAUUUCAAUGAAAGAAGAUUUCCAGAGGGUAAAAACAGAAGCAAUGAGAUGGAAUUCUCAACACCCAGUUUUUCAAGAAGUAAGGUAAAUGCAGGAAUAGGUAAUAGUGGUAUAACCACAGAACCAGACUCUGAAAUUCAAAUAGCUAAUGUUACUACAUUAGAAAGAGGUAUGAGCUCUGUGAGUGUUGGCCGUUUAGAAAAUACUGAAGGGCGUGACAUGAACUUAAUGAUUACACAUGUAACAUCACUACAGAAUACCAACUUGGGAGAUGUAUCUAACGGACUGCAGUCAAGUAAUUUUGGUGUUAAUAUACAAACAUACACCCCAUCUUUAACUUCACAGACCAAGACUGGUGUAGGACCUUUCAAUCCUGGUAGAAUGAACGUAGCUGGUGAUGUCUUUCAGAAUGGAGAAUCUGCAACUCAUCAUAAUCCUGAUUCCUGGAUAUCUCAGUCAGCAUCAUUUCCAAGGAAUCAGAAGCAACCAGGUGUAGAUUCCCUGUCACCUGUGGCAUCUCUUCCCAAACAAGUCUUCCAACCACCUGCACAACAGCAACCUUCAAAGCAGGUUAAAGUUACAUGCGCUAACUGCAAAAAGCCUUUGCAGAAGGGCCAGACUGCAUAUCAGCGGAAAGGAUCUGUUCAUCUUUUUUGUUCUACUACCUGCCUUUCAUCAUUUUCACAUAAACCAGCUCCAAAGAAACUUUGUGUUAUGUGCAAAAAAGACAUAACAACAAUGAAAGGAACCAUUGUUGCUCAGGUUGAUUCAAGUGAAUCUUUCCAGGAGUUUUGCAGUACAUCAUGUUUGUCUUUCUAUGAAGACAAACAGAAUCCCUCAAAAGGAAUCUUAAAUAAGUCAAGAUGCACUAUCUGUGGUAAACUAACUGAGAUACGCCAUGAAGUUAGCUUUAAAAACAUGACUCAUAAGCUGUGUAGUGAUCACUGCUUCAAUCGAUACCGAAUGGCAAAUGGUUUAAUCAUGAAUUGUUGCGAGCAUUGUGGAGAAUACCUUCCAAGUAAAGGUGCAGCAAACAAUAUCCUUAUGGUUGAUGGAGAGCCGAAAAGGUUCUGUUGCCAAAGCUGUGUUAGUGAAUAUAAACAGAAAUAUGGCAAAUUAACAGCUUGCACUGGUUGCAGAGCUCAGUGCAGGUUUUUUGACAUGACACAAUGCAUAGGAGCUAAUGGAUAUAUGGAGCCAUACUGCUCAACCACAUGCAUGAACACACACAAAUCAAAAUAUGCAAAAUCACAAAGUUUGGGAAUUGUUUGCCAAUUUUGUAAGCGAAACUCUUUACCUCAGUAUCAAGCCACAAUGCCUGAUGGAAUACUGUACAACUUUUGCAGUUCCAGUUGUGUAGCUAAAUUUCAGACUCUUAGUGUACCAUCUUCAACCAAUGGCCAGUUUGUGGCUCCAAGCGAUAUUCAUUUGAAAUGCAGUUAUUGUAAAAAUACUUUCUACUCAAAGCCUGAAGUACUGGAAUGGGAAAACAAAGUGUACCAGUUUUGCAGUAGAAUUUGUUCUGAUGACUAUAAGAAGCUACAUUGUAUAGUAACAUACUGUGAAUACUGCCAAGAGGAGAAGACUUUGCAUGAAACGGUGAAAUUUUCUGGUAUCAAGAGACCAUUCUGUAGUGAAGGUUGCAAGCUGCUAUAUAAACAAGAUUUCGCAAGACGGUUAGGAUUACGCUGCGUUACUUGCAAUUAUUGUUCUCAACUCUGUAAAAAGGGAGCAUCUAAGGAACUUGAUGGAGUAGUCAGAGAUUUCUGUAGUGAAGAGUGUUGCAGAAAAUUUCAAGACUGGUACUAUAAGGCUGCAAGAUGUGACUGCUGUAAAAUUCAAGGAACUCUUAAAGAGAAAGUACAGUGGAGAGGGGAAAUGAAGCACUUUUGUGAUCAGCAUUGCCUUUUGCGUUUCUACUGUCAACAGAAUGAACCAAAUAUGGCAACACAAAAAGGACCAGAAAACUUACAUUAUGAUCAAGGUUCCCAAACUCCCCGAACAAAAAACACAGGAUCAGCCCCACCUCCUUCCCCUACACCAAAUAAAGAAAUGAAGAACAAAGCAGUUCUCUGCAAACCACUAACAAUGACAAAAGCUACAUUCUGUAAACCCCACAUGCAAACAAAAUCUUGUCAGACAGAUGAUGACUGGAAAAAAGAAUAUAUCCCUGUGCCUGUUCCAGUACCUGUAUAUGUACCUGCUCCUAUGCAUAUGUAUAGUCAAAACGUUCCUGUUCCUACAACGGUUCCUGUUCCAGUUCCAGUUCCAAUUUUUCUGCCAACCACACUGGAUAGCAGUGAGAAGAUACUUGAAGCAAUAGAAGAAAUAAAAAAUAAAAAUCCUCCCAGUCCUGAAAAGGCUUCAGAUUCAUUGAAUGUAACAGAAGAAAUUUAUGAAAAAAAAGAGCAUGUAGAACCUGCAGAGCUCAAAAAUGUAAUAACUGAGAUAGAAUUGCUUAAUUCUGUGACAGAAACACAGACAAGCUUGUCUGAUGUUCCAUACGAGCCAGUUCUUGAUAUUGAGGUUGAUUUUCCAAGAGCAACAGAAGAACUUGACACAGAGAAUGAAUUUUUGUUGCCACCUGUCUUUGGAGAAGAAUACGAGGAACAGCCAAGACCUCGAAGUAAAAAGAAGGGAACAAAGAGAAAAGCAGUGUCAGAAUACCAUUCUCAAGAUGAUGGCUCUGAGAACUCAGAGUGCAGUUUUCCUUUCAAGUAUGCCUAUGGUGUAAAUGCAUGGAAACACUGGGUAAAAACUAGGAACCUAGAGGAAGAUCUGCCAGUACUAGAUGAACUGAAAUCAACAAAGUCAGUAAAAUUGAAAGAAGAUAUAAUAUCACAUACUUCUACUGAGCUAAAUUUUGGGCUGGCACACUUUGUAAAUGAAGUCCGAAGACCAAAUGGAGAAAACUAUGCACCUGACAGUAUCUAUUAUUUGUGUCUUGGGAUUCAGGAAUACCUGAAUGGGAGCAAUCGAGAAGAUAAUAUCUUUUUGGAUACUAAUUAUCAUACAUUUGUGCAGGAAAUCAAUAAAAUACUCAGAAGCUGGCAGCCCAGCAUACUUCCAGAUGGCUCAAUAUUUUCUCGAGUUGAGGAGGACUAUCUCUGGAAGAUUAAACAGCUGGGAUCCCAUUCUCCAGCUGCUCUUUUAAAUACACUAUUCUACUUCAACACCAAGUAUUUUGGUCUGAAAACAGUGGAGCAGCACUUAAGACUUUCCUUUGGCACUGUUUAUAGACAUUGGAAGAAGAAUCCUCUAACGAUAGAAAGCAAAGCUUGUCUUAGAUAUCAGGUUUCCUCCCUGUGUGGAACAGAUAAUGAAGAAGAUAAAAUUACUACUGGAAAAAGGAAGCAUGAAGAUGAUGAGCCAGUAUUUGAACAAAUGGAAAAUACCGCAGAUCCUUCUAGAUGUCCUGUGAAAAUGUUUGAAUGCUAUUUAUCUAGAAGCCCACCAAAUCUCACGCAGAGAAUGGAUGUGUUCUAUUUGCAGCCAGCUUGCCCAGUAUCUUCUGAGAGUCCCAUUUGGUAUACCUCCACUUCAGUGGACCGCAAUACUUUGGAAAAUAUGCUUGUACGGGUUCUUUUAGUAAAAGAUAUUUAUGAUAAAGACAAUUACGAACUGGAUGAAGACAUAGAUUAAACACUUCCCAAAUUCAAGAAAACACAACAGCAUUAGCUAGUCAAGCUGCUAGAUUUUUAUUAUGGAAAAAAAUAUAAAACAUUUCAAGUUUACUCUUUGUUUAACAUGUUUUGUAGCAGUGUACCCUUUGCUGGGUAUUACCAUGUAUAUAAUCUGUGAGAGAAAAUGGCCAUUAUUCUGCAUAGUGGUUUUAGGAUACUUAACAAACACAUUCAUUUUUAAUUAUUAUUUAUUUGGUUAGAUAUGUUUGUAACUUUUUACAUUGCAAAAUUUGAAUGAGAAUGUGCCAUGUGUAAUAUUUGGGGGGGAGGGUGUCAUAGUAAGCAACAUCCAUAUUGCACAACAUCACUGUUGCAGAGCUUCCUUGAAAGAGUUGGGGCUUUUACUGGGUUCUGAAACCAGGUAGUUGUGUAUGGAUAGCACUACUAAAGUUUAGGACUUGCUGUGUAUUUCUGAAUUUUUUAAUAAAUUGUAAACUAAUAGGUUUUUUACUCUUAGUUACUGAUGCCUUAUGAGGUUAUGUAGAGAGGUUCCAUCUUAUGUACCAAAAAUAGAAAAAAAGAGAAUGCUGUCAAUAUUGAUGUACUGUAAUGUGAAUCAAUGCUGGUGAAAAUUAAUUUUUUUGGGUUGCUCUUAUUAAAAAAAAAAUCUUAGUAUUCUUCCUUAUUUGUGACUCUCUGAAUUUGAACUUACAAAUCCAGUGUAUUUUAGAUAAGAGCACAAGCAGGAAAAAUGUAUCCAUUUGGAUUUUGCCCUUGAAUAGGAUGAAUACUGCAAAAUUUUGUUUGAAUUUUUACUUAACUAAAACACAUAUAUCUUAUUUUGUUAAUAUUCUUUAUGCUUUUCUUCAGUAUAUUCACAGGAAGGCAUACCCAAGAAUAAAUAAAACAAAUGCAACAAAAAUAAAUAGCAUGUAACAGCCAGUUAAAACCUGGCAGCAAUAUAACAUAAUAAUUUCAAUUGGAAGAAAUAAAAACAGCUUUGACAUUGAAAAGAUAGCAAGGUAGGUGCUGAGAAAGCCCCUUGGGGGAGAAAAUUCUAUAAAUUAGGCAUCCACUGCUGAUAAUUGCUCUUCUAUCUUCAUUAACAUAGGUUACAGCAUAAAAAUACAUGCAAUUCUAUAAAUGAAGUCCUUACUUUGUUGCAUGUACUUAUAAAUUCAUUUCUCUUCACUCUCUACAAUCAGUGUUCCCCAUCAUGUGGAAUAUUUCUUGUGCAGGUGCAAGCUAGAUGAAGGCUGCUGCAGAAUUCGAACAAGUUCAGCACAAAUGAUACAGCAGCUGCAUUUUGCCUUUUGUAAGUAUCCCCACAGAAAUGCCUUGCACAAAGAGUUCAGGGACGUGCAGCCAUUUUUGCCUCUCAUUACUGCUCGGUGGCUCCAUGGAGUCCAAUUCUGGAGAAUUUGUCGAGUUUCAAGGAUUGGCUUUUCAGGCAACAAGAGAUGCUGCAGUGGGAAGGGUUGGGGCCCAGCCCAUAACUAGUAGUGUGUGGCUCCAUGGAGCCUCAUUCCUUUUCAUAACAUUGCACCAGGGGCAUCUACAGAGGUGAGAGUCAAAUUAGUCCAGAUGGUGGUGGCAACCACACAAAGUUCUGCUCAUUUUUAUGAGAGGAGUGGGGUGCCAUCCUGACUUUUUUUGGAUACUCCCCCUCCCCAAUGCCUCUGGUAUAAUCUUAUACUUGCACAUAAGAAUUAUGCAGCUGUGUUUGCUUGUUGCUUGCCCCCCUUUUUAGGUUACAUAUUGUUGGAUAUAUUUUACCAGAUGUUUUCUUCAGUGCAGUACAGAAAUAAAACGAUUCUUGAAAGGGUGUCUUGCUGAUGUCCAUCAUUUAGUAAAUGACCAACAGUGGACCAGUAUGAGGCAGAGCUACAUAGUCUCAAACAUGCUAGCUUCCUUGGAGUGAACAUGGCAGGUAGGGAUUGGCACUCAUCAUAAAUGUUCAUAAAAGGAGCCGUGAUUUAUGUAACUUGAAAAUAUUUAGUACUCCACCAGGAGGGCUCUGACAGAUGUCCCUACAAUAGAACCAGAACAUUGAGGUAGAAUGUCUACACUGUGUAUAAUGACUGCACAUCCAGAAUUAUGGAAAAGUGAUAGUAGUGACAUUGGGAGGUGGGGUGGGGACACCACAACUGAGCAUUUUAUUAUCUAUGUGAUUGCUUUUGCCACAAAGUUGUAUUACUUUAAAAAGUAACAAGCUGAUUUGUGGUACAAGCUUUCAUGCAACACAUCUCACGAUGUGCUUAUUUUUGUGUGCUUUUUUUUUCAGUUUAAGAAUGUGCUAACAGAAAUCAAGUGAUAGACAUUUUUCAUUUCAAGGAUGCUACUUUAUCCCAAUCACACACAAUAGUUAGGGAGAAAGCAACUUUAUUCAAGCCAGACUAACCAAAAUAUAGAGGUGAUUCUUUUGAAACUAUUGUGGAAAUCAAAAGUCUAGCGCCUGUGUGGGGAUUUUAAAGACACAUCAGUGCAUUGAAAACAAAACCAUAACUGAAGAACAGAAUAACAUUAAGUCAAGAAAACACAUAACCCCAUGUUUUUACUCUGCAUGGAGACUUAAAUGUUAGCUAUAUUGAUAAUAGCAUGCUAAAAUAAUCUUCAGGAUUAUAUAUUGAAAAAAAUAUGCCUUUUAAGAUCCAUACUAGAAAUAGUGCAGUUUAUCUUUUUUUCCCUGCGGUUCUUUUAUUACCACUAUGUCAUUCUUACAGUAGGCAUUAGAAGUUUCUUUAGUAUCAGUUCAAUGUGCUCAUAGAAAAAUAGCUAAAAUGUAUUAUUUUCUAUUGCAGUAUUUUAUUGCAUCAAAUUAAUUACUAAAAUAAGGAAAACUACAUGCUGAAACAGUUAACAUAAUAAUAUAACAUUGAAGUUCACCCUCCCACCCACACAGCUGGGGGGUGGGGAAGGCCCAGAAAUUUGACUAUACUAUUUGAAAAUGUUCUCUUUGCCUCUAUCAGAAAACAGUAAUUCAAAUUAUAAAAAAACCCAUAUACCAGAAAUCCAUUCUUGUAACUGAGGUACAGAUUUGUCCUUCCAGCACUGAAUGUUUUUUAGUGCUUUCCAUGCCCAAAGAAUCCAUGGUUCUUGAUGUCGGAUUGAUUCCAAAUGCUGGGUAUAUAGUCAAGCAGAAUAUUUGUCUUUAAUCAGCAAGGAUCAAUCUAGACUCUGAUCUCAAACAUUUUCUUAAGAUAGCAAUAAUGAUCUUCAAGUCUUUGAAGGGUAUUUAUCAUAUUCAGGCCAAAGCUCAAACUAUUUUGAUAUGAUACUAAACAAAAAGUAACAGUUCGAACAAGAAAAGCUGACAACUUGGAGCUCAGGGACAUUUUUUUCCUUUGCUUUUAGAUUACUAUUCUAAGAGGCUCAGAAGUGUGUUAAAUUCCUCUUCUUUAAUGGAGGGACUUCAGUCAAUCUGUGUUCAAUUCUCCUUCAGUUGUGGUUCUGGGUAUAUAGUUUUGAGAAAAUAAAACAUGUUUGCAGUUUUUCACUGUAUUGCGCAACAUGCAUGGUUACAAAUAGUUACCAAGCAUGGGUAAAGUCCCAUUUUAACCCAUGCCACAUAUGACUCUUUAACCUAGAUUGCAGGCUUCACACGUUACCAUCUUGGAUCAGGAUAAACCAGAUGCUGUCCUUUAAAGUUAUCCUAUUUUAUUUAUGAGAAUAAAAGAUGGCAGCUGUUUUGAGUUUACAUGGCAUAUAAUCCUAUAACCUUGCUUAAAGAGUUCCAUUUGUGUGUGGUUGUAAAACAAGAUUUGUAACUUUAUCAUGUAAUUACAGACAAAAUGUAUUUCUUCCAGUGAAAUAUAACAUUGCAUAUAGCUAUAUUAACAGACCCUUAACAACAACUGUAUUUAAGUUAUGAAUUACUUUUUUGAAAAAACUAUAUCUAUGCUCAGUUUACAAGGUGUGAAUCCCACUAAAGUGCAACAUGUAAGUUGUGCUUUAGUGAGUAACAAAAGUAACGCUUCUGAUCUCAUAGCCAUGGUCUUCCCCCUCACCCUUACUUGGCUUUAACCAUGGCGUAGGAGGUGGCAUCUGUAUCAACGUAAAUUUGAGAAGGAAAGGUGGUUAACUCAUAAUUUCAGACUAAUGAAAAACUUAGAAAAAUCUGGGAGCCAUGGUUAGUCCUGAUGCAGAAUAACCGUUGGUUCACAUAGCAUGAUAAUCCAUAAUGUGGGUUUCUUGGUUUUGGCUUAGCACAAUGUAUACACUCUGCAAUAUUACUCCAUGGUUAACAUAGAUGCGAUAAAUGGGUACAGAAUACAGAAGCCUCAUGAAAGGCAGUGAUGUCUUAGGUUAUCAGAAAUGCAAUGUGUGUGCAUUGAGUUGAGUAUUGCCUGGCACAUCUCUUUGAUGAGAAAGUUGUUCUUUGCAGUAAAAGUGAUCAGAAUUUGCUGCUGAUGUGUAGUUCAAUUUCUGUAUAUAAUUGUAUUUGUUUAUUUAAUGCUCUGCUGUCUUUUUCCACUCAGUUUCUUAAAGUUUUGUUUGUUUCUCUAUUCCAGUUUUAUUGUCUAAUUUUUUAAAAUAAAAUUUAAUUUGCUCCCCCUCAAAAGAAGACUCGGCAGCUUAA
Molecule: messenger RNA, 9465 nt
Organism: Candoia aspera
Lineage: Eukaryota; Metazoa; Chordata; Lepidosauria; Squamata; Candoiidae
Gene: ZMYM2
Product: zinc finger MYM-type containing 2
Exons: 24
Coding region: 931-4905 (1324 amino acids)
Molecular function (GO): zinc ion binding
Source: RefSeq, a predicted model, not a curated record